Messenger RNA from Drosophila grimshawi, 2913 nucleotides. RefSeq lists its product as uncharacterized. NCBI's taxonomy places the organism in Eukaryota, Metazoa, Arthropoda, Insecta, Diptera, Drosophilidae. Gene Ontology annotation, cellular component: nucleus. The record is from RefSeq and is a predicted model, not a curated record. Gene Ontology annotation, biological process: regulation of transcription by RNA polymerase II. The transcript is spliced from 3 exons. Gene Ontology annotation, molecular function: RNA polymerase II cis-regulatory region sequence-specific DNA binding; DNA-binding transcription factor activity, RNA polymerase II-specific. The coding region runs from base 1 to 2595 and encodes 864 amino acids.
AUGAAGCAACAGCAACUUCCACUAUCCAUUCCCAAUCACAGCGCCGAGAUGUUCACCAAAAAUAAAACAUACAAUGAGAAUGUUUGCUAUGAUGCCUUCAUGUCGCCACCAUUAAGUGCCAGUGUUGGCAAGGGACACGAUGAUUUUCAGGCGCCCAAAGUCAACUUCACCAAUAAUACGAAUUUUACCUGCGCCGAAUUGCAGUUUCCGGAUUUUUCACAUCUAUGCUUCGCCACGGAGACACCGAACUCUGUGUUUAGUGACUAUAAUAACUAUACGGGACCGGAACAGGAUAGGGAUAGGGAUGAUAUUGUGUGUGCUGCUGCCGGGCAAACGGGUAUGCCCUAUCAGCAGGGUCAGUACACUCAGCUAAAUCGCGAGGAUGUCUUUCGGUUCGAGCCGGAGGACAUUGCGCGGCUAACGGCAGACAAUGGAUGUGGUGGAGGUGGAGGUGGAGCCUUCACUGAAUCGAUCGAUGGCUUAAUGCAGGUGCCACAAACACCCUUCACGCCGUGCAGUGGGCCAAGCGGGUGUCAAUUGGGUGGUAUGGCCGCACAGGUUGUCGAGCCGGUCGAGUCGGUCGAGUCUCUCAAUCAGGAUAUUGAUUACUUUAAUUAUGAUGAAGUUAAUUGCCAAUCAAAAAAUCAAUCACCCUGCUCGUCGCCACAUUUGGACGCUUGGUUGAACUUUAACCUCAGCGAAAUAUCGCCGGCGGAAACGGUGCGCGAAUCCUCACCGAAAUUAUGCAACAUUUACGAACAACAACUGGCGCAUAUUAAAGUGGAACAAACACAGACACAACAACAGCAAAAGUUGCCAUCAAUGAACUCCACUUUUGGUACACCCAAGUGUACACCGGUGUGUGGCACCUACGGCGAUUACUCCAAUCUUUACAACAAUCAAAGUGUUUACGGAAAUUUAAAUGAAUACGCAACGGAACAUUUUCAAAAUAACAUCUCACAAGUUAUUGAGAAACCCAAUCGUGAACAUAAAGUUAUUUGGACAAUUGAUGAAUUGGAUGAACUGAAUGCAGCCCUGGUGCUCAACGAUCAGGUUCAGCAGAACUGUGAGUCCAAAUUUGAUAAGUCUGACUUCGCAUUGGACAAUCUGCCAACUGUAACAGUGGAGACCUUGAGCGAAGAGCAACUCCUGACGGCCAACAUCAGCGAUGAUGACAAUGACAAGGAUGACAAUGACAUUGAUGAUGUGUUUGCAGCACCCGUCGAACUGGAGAGGAGACCUGAAUAUGCCGAUUCCAUUGAUGGUGAGAUUGAGCAGCCCGGUUCGCUUAUUUGCCACUGGUCCGAGUGCAACAUGGAGUUCGCCCAUCAGCAAAUAUUUGUGGAGCACAUCGAAAAGUGUCACGUGGAUGUGCGCAAGGGCGAGGAUUUCUCCUGUUUCUGGCUGGACUGCCCCAGACGCUACAAGCCAUUCAAUGCCCGCUACAAGCUCCUCAUCCACAUGCGAGUCCACAGCGGCGAGAAGCCCAAUAAGUGUCCGUUUCCGGAAUGCAAUAAGGCAUUUUCACGUCUGGAAAAUUUGAAAAUUCAUCAACGUUCGCACACAGGCGAACGGCCUUAUGGCUGUCAAUAUAAGGGUUGCCUCAAAGCGUUUAGCAACAGCUCGGAUCGUGCAAAACAUCAAAGAACACACUACGAUACGAAACCCUACGCCUGUCAGCUGCCUGGCUGCACCAAACGGUACACGGAUCCCUCAAGCCUGCGUAAACAUGUCAAAAAUCACGGACUUAUGCGCCGCAAAUCUGCCAGCGGUGGCGCCACAUCCACGUCCUGCAACAAAAAGUCGGGCAAGACACGCCGCCAUUCCGAAUCGACUGCAUUAUCAACAAGGGGACCGUUGGUUGGUGCACCCCCCGUUGAGCAGCGUACACAGCGCAGCAGCAGUUGCAGCGAGGCAGCGCAUUUGAUCCAAUUGGGUGGUGGCCAGGAUAAGGAUAUGCUAACGAGGGAAGUGGUGGCAUCAACUUCGUCAACAACAGACCGCAACUAUGUCUGCAGCAAUGAGAAUGUUGCAACUAAUAACAAUUCAAUAAAAUUUAAUGAGUUGUCAAAUUGCAUUGUCAUCAUUGAGCAAAACCAAAAUGAGGCGACACCAACAGCAACUGCAACAACAAUUGGCUGUCACGAUAAUAGAUACAACAACACAACAAUCGCAGCGACGACUACAUAUGACGGGCUUAACUACUACAACAACAGUCGAGCUGGCGAAGGUGACAAUGUAAAUAAUAUAUAUUCCGUAACGGAAACGGAUACAUUGAGCACUUGCAGCAGCAGUGCCAGCAAUAGCAACAAUUAUAAAACCAACAAUCAGGACAGCUGCAAUCAUGAUAAUAUUCAUAAAUUUAAUGAUCUGGAACAGCUGCUAAAUUCAACAACGGAACAGCACAAUUUAAGCACUGAUUUUAAUACAACGGACAAUAAGUGUCAAUUGAAUGAGUUCGUCUCAUUCGAAUAUGUGCGAAAGUAUCUAACGGAUGCAUUCGAGUCACCCAGCGCGGAGCACAGACCAAAGAGCCCAGCUACAAAUUCUCAAAUCGUCAAUGAUUUCGAAAAUUAUGAUAUUCAAUUUAUUUGAGGCAUAGAUUUAUUUAUUAUAGUUUAACUUUAAGUGAGAUUGUUUGCCAAAUAUUCAUAUAUUUCCACCAAAGAUCUCAGCGUUAUUUACUCUAAGUACAAAUUUGUAUUAUCAUCUGUAAAUUGUCAUUAGUUUUUGUAUAUAGUCUAUUAUUUUUCAAUUCUAAGCCUUAUUAGCCGAUUCUUUAUCUGGGUACGUUUGUUGUACACAUCAAAUUGUAAUAUAAGAAAAUAAGUUAUGCAACACAAAUAAGACACGAUUUAAACGUUCCUCCAUUUGAUUAUCUUCAGUGAUUAGAAAUAUGUCUUCCCAAUGAAU